Rhizoctonia solani is the source of this 180-nucleotide messenger RNA. RefSeq lists its product as uncharacterized. Lineage: Eukaryota; Fungi; Basidiomycota; Agaricomycetes; Cantharellales; Ceratobasidiaceae. The record is from RefSeq and is a predicted model, not a curated record. The coding region runs from base 1 to 180 and encodes 59 amino acids. The transcript is spliced from 2 exons.
AUGGCCGAGUCCUUUGAGCAUUUCACUGGGAGGGUGAUUACCCAUGCGUUGUUUACGGUGGAGGAGGGACAUGCGGAUGAGAUUGCCAAAGCUCUGAAAUCUGUCCAAGAGUACGCUCUGUCUGACAAGGAACCAGGCAAGCCGGACGUUAAAGAUCAGCCUGUUGGACUUGAGGGCUAA